AUAUCAAAUAAAUAUUUAGUAAAUGUAUAUUGCCUUCUCUUGCUCGUCGAAAGUCGUUAGGACAGAGAUCACUUAUCACCGUAAUCACGAAAUGCUGAGACGUUUGCUUCUACAAUCUGCCACUUGUUAUCGUCGGCUACCCAAUGCCUGCUACUUUGCUCCACAACUCUCCGCACCAGUAUCACCACCUCCAGCUCCUUCGCCUUCUAUAACACGUUCCUUUUCCUCUUCUUCGUCGUCACAAAUCCCAAACAGUUCUUUAGUCGAACACGUAGAGGACGAUGCAAACCAGACCACUUCUCCACCCAGCGCCGCAAUCUCCGUCGACCGCUCUGGACUCUACAAUCCACCCGAGCAUUCUCAUGCGCCUUCUUCGGACUCCGAGCUCAUCAAGCACCUCAAAAGCAUCAUCAAGUUCCGUGGUGGGCCAAUCUCAGUUGCUGAGUAUAUGGAGGAAGUUUUGACAAAUCCUAAAGCUGGGUUCUACAUUAAUCGGGAUGUGUUUGGAGCAGAGGGUGAUUUUAUAACCUCUCCUGAAGUAAGCCAGAUGUAUGGGGAGAUGGUUGGUGUUUGGGCCAUGUGUCUGUGGGAGCAAAUGGGACAACCAAAUAAGGUGAACCUUGUCGAGCUGGGUCCAGGACGAGGAACUCUCAUGGCAGAUCUUCUUCGUGGGGCUUCUAAGUUUAAGAACUUCACCGAGUCAUUGCACAUUCAUAUGGUAGAAUGUAGCCCAACACUACAGAAGCUUCAGCACAGCAACUUGAAAUGCAAGUAUGAAGAUAAUAUGGAUGACAAGAUGAACAAAAGGGCUGUCAGCACAUUGGCUGGAACUCCUGUGACAUGGCAUGCUGCAUUGGAGCAGAUUCCUUCAGGAUUGCCUACAAUCGUCAUUGCCCAUGAGUUUUAUGAUGCUUUACCAGUUCAUCAAUUUCAGAGGGUUUCUCAUGGCUGGUGUGAGAAGAUGGUUGAUUUGGCAGAGGAUUCAUCGUUUCGUUUUGUUCUAUCUCCACAGCCUACGCCUGCAAAACUCUAUCUAAUGGAGCGCUCUAAAUGGGCUGCGACUGAAGAGAUAGCAAAGCUUGAUCACAUUGAGGUUUGCCCCAAGGCAACGGAGUUGACUCAAACUAUUGCUAAGAGAAUAGGUUCUGAUGGAGGAGGGGCUCUUAUAAUUGAUUAUGGAAUGGAUGCAGUAGUCUCAGAUAGUCUGCAGGCGAUUAGACAACAUAAAUUUGUCAACAUUCUGGAUGAUCCUGGAUCCGCUGAUCUCAGUGCAUAUGUUGACUUUGCUUCCAUCCGGCACUCUGCUGAGGAAGCUUCAGGCGAUGUGUCUAUCCAUGGCCCAAUUACUCAGUCUCAGUUUCUUGGUUCUCUUGGGAUAAAUUUCCGAGUGGAAGCUCUUCUUCAGAACUGCACAGACGAACAAGCCGAGUCCCUCAGAACGGGAUACUGGCGUCUGGUAGGCGAAGGUGAAGCCCCCUUCUGGGAGGGACCUGAUGAACAGGUGCCUAUUGGAAUGGGUACCCGGUAUUUGGCAAUGGCUAUUGUGAACAAAAGGCAGGGUGUUCCGGUUCCAUUUAAGUAAGGGUCUGGUAUAACGUGGCAUUUGACCAUUUGUUGUCUUCUAUGUACGUUAGAAAUUUAUGAACUUCCUUCAGUUUUACCUGUUGGUUGUUAGACAUAAAGGUUAACAGAAAAAACCACCAUCUUCAAAUUUU
Corylus avellana is the source of this 1715-nucleotide messenger RNA. Its product is annotated as NADH dehydrogenase ubiquinone complex I, assembly factor-like protein (DUF185). Gene Ontology annotation, molecular function: protein-arginine omega-N symmetric methyltransferase activity. The record is from RefSeq and is a predicted model, not a curated record. Gene Ontology annotation, biological process: mitochondrial respiratory chain complex I assembly. Gene Ontology annotation, cellular component: mitochondrion. NCBI's taxonomy places the organism in Eukaryota, Viridiplantae, Streptophyta, Magnoliopsida, Fagales, Betulaceae.